AAAAUAUUCAAAAUGAUGACAAUAAUGAUGCUUCACCAUUGCCGAAAUCUUCAACCAGAAAUCAAAAUCAAAGAAGUGUUACAUUUGGAGAUGAAGCAGGUAAUUCUUCAAUAUCUCAUGUAGCAACAAAUAUAUUAGAUAUGCUAUCAGAAAAUGAUAAUGAAGAUAACGAUGAUAGCCAAUAUAAUGAUAUAUAUG
Dentiscutata heterogama is the source of this 198-nucleotide messenger RNA. Lineage: Eukaryota; Fungi; Glomeromycota; Glomeromycetes; Diversisporales; Gigasporaceae. The record is from the annotation of a GenBank genome assembly.